Serpula lacrymans var. lacrymans S7.9 is the source of this 1209-nucleotide messenger RNA. RefSeq lists its product as uncharacterized. The record is from RefSeq and is a predicted model, not a curated record. NCBI's taxonomy places the organism in Eukaryota, Fungi, Basidiomycota, Agaricomycetes, Boletales, Serpulaceae. The transcript is spliced from 3 exons. The coding region runs from base 253 to 1032 and encodes 259 amino acids.
GCUUCGUCAAACUCACGAUUAUCAAUACUGAUAUCUGGUCUGGAUGAUUUCUUCCCCGCUAGAUGGACUAAGAUAACUCUCGUUGGUGCCGGGGCGGCUUACGUCUGCGAACAUCAGUGUUAUACUUGCUUACGGGGUUCCUUCUGGUGUCGUCGGAAAGUCGGAGUGGCACGGGGUGGAUAAAUAUUUAUAAUACUUAGAGCGCAUCAUCGGCCUCCACACGGAAGCAAAACUUGUUUCAUAUCGUCCAUCAUGGCAUUGGUGCCCACAGACUUGAAAGCCGUCCUAGACACCCUCCAAGGUGUGUUUCAACGGUACCCGCGCGGCAUCACCGUCGCUGCUCUAGCCAGCGCCAUAACGGUACCAUGGCUGCGGAGAAACUACAAUCAAUACAUCGAAAUAGGUCCCGGAGGGCUUCCAUACAAUACUUUCGGCUGGCUUAUCGCUCUUUCUCUCUCACUGUUUGGUCGGGAGACUGUAUCCACAGCCAUCUACGACAAAGAUCCCAAUAAAGAGACCUAUCUGAAGGAUCCCGCUUCCAUACCUGAACGUCGAGGGCUUCGGCCACAGACCGGGUGGCACGUAUUUCCACAACGUCAGCUCACCAAAUUCUCUCCAAAGAGUGUUCGGCAGCCGCUUCUGGAUAUCUUCAACAAGCUAGGCAAAGCCAACCCAGGGUUGGUUGAAAUUGCCAAUUCUAGGUUCGAAAAGCAUCAUGAUGCCAUAGUCAUUGCAUCGUCCAGACCUUCUCCGCACAAAGUCGCCGAUCACGCCAGACGGGAGAUAACACACAUCCAUCAAGAAAAGGACUUUUCAUUGCACGCAAUCCUAGCGCCCCAGGAUUGCAAGCUACUCAUCGAACGCGGUUGGGCCGAAAGACACCCUCUCGCCAACAGCGUAGCCCCUAGCCUUGGUCUUCCGAAGGAGUAUUUAUUGAUAUACUCACCGAGGGAUGUGGAGGAACUUGAAAUGGUGGAGCGCAUUAUAGUGGCCGCUAUUGGUUUCCAGACUGGAAGCCGUGAAGUUAACUAGCUGGUACCCUCCUAGAGACUAUAAACAAGUUGAAAUGUGCCCCGCUGCCCUAAAUUACUUCACCGUUGUCCUUGUUCUAGAUUACUGUACCUACUGUGCACUUUGACAGUUGGAAGCCUUCCAUGUUCGCCGUGCCGACCUGUACACCGUCAUGCAUAUGAAAACCAUCUAUCUGGG